CCAUAAUCUGGAAUAGAGGAAUGGCAGUCAUCUAGUUGUGACAAAUUAUUUGGAACAUAUUAUUCACAAAAUGGCUAAAUCCUACGAUUAUUUAUUUAAACUAUUACUUAUUGGAGAUUCAGGAGUUGGAAAAACGUGUGUUUUAUUUAGAUUUUCAGAGGAUGCCUUUAACACAACUUUUAUAUCAACAAUAGGCAUAGAUUUCAAGAUAAGAACAAUAGAACUCGAUGGGAAGAAAAUAAAGCUUCAAAUUUGGGAUACUGCCGGCCAAGAGAGAUUCAGAACUAUUACCACAGCCUAUUACAGAGGAGCAAUGGGGAUAAUGCUAGUUUACGACAUAACGAACGAGAAAAGUUUUGAAAACAUUAAAAACUGGAUCCGCAACAUUGAAGAAAAUGCGUCUGCUGAUGUUGAGAAAAUGUUGCUAGGAAACAAGUGUGAACUCAAUGAAAAAAGACAGGUAUCAAGAGAGAGGGGAGAAGCACUUGCAAUAGAAUAUGGAAUCAAGUUUAUGGAGACCAGUGCCAAGGCCUCAAUCAAUGUUGAAGACGCUUUCUACACAUUAGCUAGGGACAUCAAAACAAAAACAGAGAAGAAACUGAAGGAAGCAAGUAAUCCGCCUAAGGGGGGCCACCAAUUGAAGGCCAUCGAGCCCCACCGCAAGCCCACCAACUGGCUAGCCCGCUGCACUCUCCUCUGACGCCCCCCGCCACUCUGCCACCUCAAGUGCUGUGAACAAGUGUCUUGACUGUCGACAUUGCUACUAUGAACAUAUUUCUAUGAUUUUUUUUAUAGAAGAAGAUCUGAAAAUAUGUGUAUAUAAAUAUAAUUAUGUCGCACACAAUAUUUGACAUAAGUAAGAUUUUCAUGUUACAUUCAUUGUAGCUUUCUUUUCUUGAAAAUGUAAUUUACCUUUUCUUACCGAUGAAACGCAAGUUUUUACAGGAGUCAUUUUUUUUAAAUAAGUAAUAAUUCUUAAAAUAAAAAUGCCAUGUUUUAUUAAUUAUUUUUAUUGUAUUAUUUAGUUUUGUACAAUAUAUUUCAAGUUUAUAUAUAUAAUUAAUAUAUGUGAUAACAGUUCUAUAUUUAUUUUUUUAAGUUAUAUUUUAUUUUAAAAUAUUAUGUUUAUCCUAUUUUGCAUAGAUUAUUUGUUUGAAUUAUAUAAACCCCGAACCUUGUACAGAAUGCGAUGUGCAACACAAAAUAUUAAAAACAAUAUUUAACGUAUUGUCAGCCAAAACAAAAAAGAUUGCUACCAUAACAAACAAAUUGAUACCACAGUUUGAUCAGAAUUUAAAAGAAUUCAAUGAGGGCCAAAGUCAAGUGCCUGUACUUAAACAGUUUUAGUGGAGUGUGUUUUAUACAGUCGGUUGGUUACUCUUGGCUUACAUAUUAUGAUCUCAACACAGGACUGCAGAAUUGUAGCACAACUAUUGAACGUGAGCGCUUUGUGUUUUUGUACGGAUUGUUGAGCCGGAUUCGUCAUUUUAUUGACAACCACUUUAGUGUUGUCAACUAAUUAUGGAUCAAAGGCUUAAUAUUCAUGUGAGGGGUUCUUCAUCCUUAUUACAGGUAUUUAGGAUAAAUUUUAUAUUGUAAUAUUGCAUUAUAAAACAUUGUUGUUAUAAUAAAGUAGCUGUAUUUUCUGUUAAA
This is a messenger RNA of Homalodisca vitripennis (glassy-winged sharpshooter), 1653 nucleotides long. RefSeq names its product ras-related protein Rab-8A (gene Rab8). The transcript has 6 exons. The record is from RefSeq and is a predicted model, not a curated record. NCBI's taxonomy places the organism in Eukaryota, Metazoa, Arthropoda, Insecta, Hemiptera, Cicadellidae. The coding region runs from base 71 to 700 and encodes 209 amino acids. Gene Ontology annotation, biological process: protein secretion; Golgi vesicle fusion to target membrane; protein localization to plasma membrane. Gene Ontology annotation, cellular component: synaptic vesicle; endosome; plasma membrane. Gene Ontology annotation, molecular function: GTP binding; GTPase activity.